Iphiclides podalirius (scarce swallowtail) is the source of this 1011-nucleotide messenger RNA. NCBI's taxonomy places the organism in Eukaryota, Metazoa, Arthropoda, Insecta, Lepidoptera, Papilionidae. The record is from the annotation of a GenBank genome assembly.
AUGGCACCAUAUUAUAAAGAAGUGUGUGGAGAUUUAGGUUGGCCAUUGGAUCAAAAUUUGUAUGAUGAGAUGGCAAAAGAGAAUGAAAGUAGGCUCGCUAAAUUUCAAGAGGAUGAUUCCGAAACUCCAGUAUGGCAAGAUAGAUUGGAUUACCUGUGCUCAAUAGGAGACAAAGAAGCUGCUACAUCAUUAGCUACAACGAAAUAUGAAGAUGCAACUUUAACUACUAAUAGAAGAUUAGAUGCCAUUUUUGCUAUGUUUAGAAUUGCUUACUUUCAUGGUUGUAAUGUAAAAGAUAUGGGAAAAGCAAUCAAUAAGGCUCAUGAACUGGUAGACAAAGGUGGUGAUUGGCGCUCUAGGAACAAACUUAAGGCCUAUGAGGCUAUUUAUUGCUUAGCAGUGCGAGAUUAUAGUCAUGCAGCUGAACUAUUCAUUGAUUGUGUAUCUACAUUCGAGUCUUAUGAGUUGGUUGAUUUUGGUACAAUUAUUCAGUAUUGUGUUCUAGCAUGUGCUUUGGCACUUGAAAGACAUGCUCUUCAGGCAGCUUUGAGGAGACAAGGUGCAGCAGUGCAAGCGCUGCGAUCUAGGUUCCCUGAGCUGAGGGAGCUUGUAGAAUCUCUCCAUGAAUGUCGAUAUGCAGACUUUUUAAAGAGCCUUGCCUGGGUGGAGACUCAAAUCUGCGUGGAUCCUGUGUUUCGCCCUCACUACCAGCAUUAUGUACGCGAAGCGCGUAUAAAGGCCUACGUGCAGUUGUUACGCGCUUACCGAUCCCUCAGUCUCGAUAAUAUCGCUGACACGUUUGGUGUCACCCGCGAGUUUGUCGAAGAGGAGAUUUCUACCUUCACGGCAGCGGGCAGAUUGCAGUGUCGCAUAGACGCGGUGGCGGGUUGCGUGGUGACCGGAGCGGGACGGGGGGCGGACGCGGACCGCUCGCACUUGUACCAAGCGACAAUUCGCGAGGGCGACCUCCUCCUGAACAGGGUGAAGAAGCUCGCCAGCGUCAUCAACUUC